UAUUUAAAGAGUAGUGAGUGAAGGCUAUUAGGAUCCACACUCCAUUUCAGAAGGUGGCGGUAAUGCACACUUAAAAGUUGUUUGCCAACCGCCAAUUUAAAAAAGAAGAAGAAGAAGAUGAUCGAUUGGACUGUUUUCUUUACUAUCAGAUGAAACAUGGAGAAGCCUAGACAUCGGUGCAGCGUGUGCCACAAGACUUUCACUGAAAAGUCCAACCUGACAAGGCAUCUGAAGAUCCAUGCCGUCGCCAGGGAGACCUUUGACUGUGAUGUCUGCAGGAAGAGCUUGACCACCAAAUCAUCGCUGGUCAGCCAUCAACAGAAAAACCAGUACCCCAACAUCGUUUUGUACUGGCAAGGAGAGGCCAGGCUGCAGUGUACAGAGGCAGCAAAGUCUGUGGCAGAGGCCCCCAGCACCGUUGAUGACCCUACAUGGCUGGAUCCCAAGACAGCAGAGGCGAUGGCCAAGAGGUCCGGGGGUGAGCUGUGGAAAGGUCAGCUGGUCAUCGUGUUCGGGAAGUACGCCGGUCAGACCUUCAAGUGGCUUCUAGAAAACGAUGUCGGCUGGCUGGUGUGGUUGCUGUUCCAGUACUGCCAGCAGGGAGAGCAGAACGAGCUGCUGAAGUGGCAGAAGGAGCGACUGCUCGCGUACGCCAGAGAGUUCCCUCCUGUCACAUGGCACCUUGACAGGAGAUUGAAGGUUCUAUCAACUGUUAUUGAACUCACCGACAGCAGUUGUUGUCCGCGUACACCACCUUUGGAGCAGGAGCGUUGGCAUGGCGAAAGCGGGUGACCAGACCUCUGGCCAUGCGUGCGUAGCAGCCCUCGGACUCGAACACCACCACCACUGUGGUCAAGAACUGACCCCACUCAUUCAGCACGCUGGUGACGUACUGCAUGGUGCCCUGACCGUCGCCGUAGAUCUUCUUGAGAAUCUAUAAAAACAAAGCAGAACAUUGAUUGCAUGGUGUUUAUCAACAGUCUGUCUGCUCCAUAUGAUCACAAGUACUUUAUGCUGUACAUACCUUCCUCGUGCCGUCGAUGCACAAGAUUUCCCCAGUCGUACUGAGGAUUUGGUCCCUGUACACGGGCAUCUUCUCCAUCUCCAGAAUCAGGUGUGCACACCUCAGGACCCGAGCAGACGGAAGUGGAGGCGGGGCGAUGGGAGGGGUGUAAGUGCCGGUUGCUCUGGCAAACGACAGGAUGCCUUGCUGAGAUGAAGACGAUCCAGCCGCCGACGUGUGGGCAUCGUACAGGAGAGUCUGGUACCGGUCCCGACGCUCCACGUACCACUCAUCGUAACCCUGCUGCAGCAGCCUCUGCACCUUGCUCAUCGAGACAGCGUUGAGUCGGUCGCUCAUCAGGCUGACCACACUCCUGUCCACAGCACGCUUGCCGCAGAUUAUGGCCGGGAACAUGAUUCUGACUGCCGGGGCGAGGUUUAUUAGAAUUUUCGGACUGUACGCCAGCCAGGUGUACUGCUGCUGGGAACGGUGGGCACCGUCCUCCUCGUCGUCGUUCGGGUGCGCCUGGCUCGGCUCCUCCCUCAGCUUGAGACAGUGUUUGCACAUCAACCUCUCAGUCAGCAGGGUGUAAAGGAAGUUUAAGCUGUACACUUGCCUGGCGUAGCUGCCGUACCCUCUCUUCUCCAGGUAGUAUUCUGGCGGUGCGGGGCAGUUGGUGUUGGGUAGCGGAUCAAUGCCUUCAUCACGCCGACCGGGCGCCAGAAGAAGGCAGGGGUGGUGAAGAAGGAGAGCAUGUUGGGCACAGCUCCCUUGACAGCCAUAGGAGGUGGUGGCGGGAGGAACUCCAUCUUCUCCUUAAAGAGCUUCCUCUCGGCCAUCUCUCCCCUGACAUUCUUGUACCUGGACGCCCUCUCGAACAGCCCGUAGGUCUCGUUGGUCUUCAGCCACUUGAUGUUAGCGGGGGCAAUACCAAGGGCUUGGGCGGAUUCAGGCGGCUGCUCCCAGAACUUCUGCCAGCCCUCCAGCACGACGCCACCGGGUUCCGAGGUUUCUCGGAGGGACGAGGGUCCGGGCCUCCCAUCCAAGUACUAACCAGGCCCGACCCUGCUUAGCUUCCGAGAUCGGGGGCGUGCUCAGGGUGGUAUGGCCGUAAGCGAGUACAACAGUCAAGAGCGACCUAUUUAAAGAAGACACACAGGCAGGCCAAAGAGAAACAGAUGCUUUUCAACCAGUGGCGUAGCCACAGGUGUGCCAGGGUGUGCCUGUGCCACCCAGAGUGGCAGCUGGAACACCUAAAAAUAGACGCAGAAUUAUUUUUUAUAGUCUCAAUAAAAAAUGUUUACUAAA
This is a messenger RNA of Carassius gibelio (silver crucian carp), 2311 nucleotides long. Its product is annotated as zinc finger protein 809-like. Gene Ontology annotation, cellular component: nucleus; cytoplasm. The record is from RefSeq and is a predicted model, not a curated record. Lineage: Eukaryota; Metazoa; Chordata; Actinopteri; Cypriniformes; Cyprinidae. Gene Ontology annotation, biological process: cell fate commitment; regulation of transcription by RNA polymerase II. Gene Ontology annotation, molecular function: histone deacetylase binding; DNA-binding transcription factor activity; RNA polymerase II cis-regulatory region sequence-specific DNA binding. The coding region runs from base 157 to 792 and encodes 211 amino acids. The transcript has 3 exons.